AAUAUAAUAUAAAGUCAAGACACUUAGUCAACACGGGUCAUUUCUACCUCUCCAGAUGAGCUACCUGGGCUUUAGUGGGUUACCAUAGCUUGUUUGCAUACCAUAUCUCCCAGUAACAAUCCGUGAUGGUAAAUCACAUCUUAAACCAUUACUGGCUGGUAAAAUAACCAGGCCGUAGUGUUAUAAAUUGUGUGUAAAAUAUUGCCCAGUACUUUUUUUUUUUUAAUGACUGGAAAUUACUGCCAUCUUUUAUGCAUAUGGAUUUCCAUCUCCACACCCUGCACACUUUGUCUGGUGUUGCAAGGAGGGUCCCUGCUUGAAUUUUCUAUCUCAAGGGGUCAGGACAUACAAAAGGUUGAAAACCUUUAGGUGAGUGCGUUGGCGAGUGCGUUUGCGUUGGCGUUGGCGUAUUAUUUUGACUACGUGUAGUGAAGGGGAUUGCCCAGCCUACAGCCGGUUAAUCUUUUGUUUGAACCUUUAUUCUGGCCCUUGUGACAGUUUUUUUGCUCCUGUUUAUUUGUUGUUUGUUCAUUAAAUAUUCACUCUAGUGCUAAAACUGCAGUUUCCUUGUCACUGAGUCUCUUUCCUGCUGAUAACAUCUGGGCCCACAGUGCUAUCCUGUUACAGCAUUACAUGUCUGCAGUAACAAUAUUGUAUUGUGCUAUCAGCCCCCAGUGUGGUAAAAGGGGAGACUGAUUAGGGACCUGUCUGUUCCUGUGGUGGUUUUACAUUGACACACACAAUGUGUGUGUCUGGUGUAGUGAUUGUGUUGGGGACCACCUGUAGCACAUUACAGGGGUCGUGAUUGACAAGUGGGGGCCCAUGGGUGUUUCUGGUGGGUUUAAUUUAGGGUUUAAUAGGAGGUUGACUACUGUGUGGGUGGGAUAAGGGAAUGAUUAUAGGGGUGCUCCAGGCUAGCCCAGCAGAGCUGAGCUAGUUUGCAAGCUUUUCAGUAUGCUGCUAAAGUGGGCUGGUACAGUGUAAACAAGUUAAUGGCAGUACAAACACUUUGUGCCUGAGCCGUGUGGUAUGGAUUGUCUCUGGGGGUCUGCCGAUGUGCAACUCUUCAAUACUAUGACAUCUUUAACGCUGAUGAAAACGUUCCCGUAAUAACGCAAUAUUAUCUCGUAAUAACAAUAAAUAUUUGUAUACUAUGUGACGCUGAUGAGCUUCUGUUAAAAAUAAAAACCCAUAAAUGUAGUGUGAAUUUUGAGCUAGGUCAGGGUCAAACAGGUCAUUUCAAGAACAGUGAGAGCAUAGAAAUACUUGGGGCAGCUGGGAACUAAGUGUACUACUAAGACAAUAAAAACAUUCAGAGAAUUAGAAAUGAAUUGUACCGCGGAUUACUUGAUUGCAUUAGAAAAACUGCCAUCGCUAAACUUCACACUUCACACAAUGAAAAGAACGUUUGCCACUAUCUCAGCUAUAUGACAGCGUGCUUGCUGUGGUGUUUAAUAUCGUAAAAAACAGAACAAACUCACUGAAACUUGUUUUUUUUUUUUUUACUGAAAAUAUAAAUGGCAACAUGUAAUCAUAAGAGCGUGUUACAUACUGUUAGUUACGGACUUCAGUAACACUGAGUAUGCAAGAUACAGCAUGCUAUUUCUCAUAUCACAACUGUACACAAUUAGGGGCAGUCACCAUUUCUAUACAGUGGCAAAAUAUCUCAAAUAUAAACACGCUGAGUUCACCGUAGUCAUCGGUUGCAUAGAUUAACCAUUCAGCAGAAUGAGGCAGCUAACAAGUGAGUACAACAUUGUUAGUGUUUAGCAUCACUUCACCCUUGCCGUGGUGUUCAUGGCAUUAAUAAACACUGAAAGCUAUCGCUCUUGUCUCGGCAUUUAUGGCAUCUCAGACUCGGGUGUGUAAAUUCACGCUACACGUCUUCAUCUAUUUCUUGCAGACAUGCAGCUGUAGAGAGUUUCAAGUGAGAGUUUUAACCAGCCUUGUUUGCAUUAUAUGUGUGUUAAAAUGUCUUUUUUUUUUUUUUUUUUUUUUUUUUAUUAUUAUUAUUAUUUUUAUUUAUUUAUUUAUUUAUUUAUUUAGCGACGCCUUAACCAAGCAAAAGAAAAGGGGAUAACUAACCACUACGUUUUGAUGAGGAAAAUAGACUAAAAUAAAAUGCGCUGGAAAUGAAUGAGGUGUUCUUUUUUUAUUUUAAUUGGUGACACAAGUGAAAUGCAAACAUUAAGCUUGUCACGUCGGUGAAAUUCAUUUUCACCUUAAAAGCGACCGAAUGGGAACGCCUGCUAUUUGUAAUUGUAUCCCAAAAUGCAGCGGUAUCGUUUCCUGUCUGACCAGCGACAUCCAGGGCACCAGCAAGCAGUCUGGUUUUCUUAACUAUGUAGCUUCCGCUGUAGAUUGCCGGAGAACACCAUUGAUUGUAUUUUAUGGAUUGUGCUUAUGUGCCUAACAAUAAACAAAAGCGGUGGUUAUCUGAACGCUUGUGCUUCAGACACGCUUUUAUAUAUGGUGAUUGUCGCGAUGGGAGAAUGUACAGCACAGCUAUUUUGGUGAUGCAACACUUUUGGCCAGAGCUGUAUAAAGCUUGAUUUUUGAUGCUGCUGGAUCUUGCUUCUAUGAAGACACUUGGUGUUACAGAUAUCUUUGGCAAGCUCAAAUACACCUGAUGCCUGUUUUUUCCCUUUUUACUAAGUACUAACUGUUUAGCGCACUGCAUGGUAUUUGGUCCAGUUUACUGCGGUAUUGAUCAAAGUUUUUGCUGGAAAUAUAUACCAUGCACUAAAUUCUCAUUAGCAUUUACCACCAGUUAAUCCUCUGUAUUUUACUAUGCAUUAGAACAAUUACAUUGUAAAUUGCAGCCUGCUUUCUGGCUGGGGAAUAGUAUAAAAAGGCCCAGCAUUCCACUGUGUUCUUUGCCCAUCAGGAUACUGCAGCCCUGCAAUCCCUGUGUGCUGGAGCUCCAGUCUUUAUGAACAAUGGCUGAGCAGGCAUCCAUCUCUGCUGGUUCUCAGAAGGCACGACUGCGCCUUAUGAAGUUCUCCUCACAAGAGUUGGAGAUACUGGUCACUGAGGUGGUCAAUAAUUAUGAUGUCUUGUUGGGCCCACUCUCCAACAAAACCCCUCUGUCCAGCAAGCAGGCCAUCUGGGAGGCUAUGUUGAGCCGCAUUAAUGCCCUGGGGGUUUGCCAGCGCACUGUGGAGAUUCUCAAAAAACGCUGGGCAGACUUUAAAAGGAAAACCAAGGAGAAGCUAGCUAAACAUGAUGCCUCGAAGGAGCACCUCAGCCCCCUGGAGACCCUGGUGGAGAGCAUCCUGCAGCCAGAGCAACUCCAGGACACUUCCAGGAUCCAGAAUCGGCCUGUCCUGGAAGGCCCCGUUGCCUGUGCCAGUGUGAGGGUGGAGUCUGCCCACACUACACAGGAAGCAAUCGAUAUUAAAGAGGAGGCUUCAGAGAUUGAAGAGUUCCCAGUGAAAAGCACUGAGCACGGCUCUGACCAGGACCAAGACUCCUUUGAGUUCCAGUUCGACCACAUUAAAACCGAAGAGCCUGACAUGAACAGUGUCAGCAUCGAAUUGGAGGACUCAUUGACCAUGGACCCUGUGCAGCAGUCCCAACCCUGUCCGUACUGCCAGUACACCUUCACAACGGCACAUUACCUGGAGAAGCACUUGCAGAGGAGACACACCAUGGAAUACAUGGAGAUCGUGGGAGCGCAGUCAUCCAGCUACAUAAAUCCACUCUUACACCACGGAGAGCAGCUAGCCUUCUGCUCGGAAGAUGGACCUCUGACAAGAAAACAGCCCAUCAGACAACACACCCCAAGCUACUCCACAACCAGGCUAUCCAGAGUCCCAAGGAGAGCAGGGGGGGUGACACAGAGGGGCCAACCCAGGCAGAGGGCUCCUCGCUUCAACUGGGAGGAAAAGAGCCUCCUGGUGCAGGAAGUGAUGACAAAUAGAAGGGAGCUGCUGGGCAAUUUCUUACUGAAACCUUCCCAGAAGAAAAGAAAAUGGGAGCGCAUUGCCCAGAAAGUGUCUGCUCUGGGAUACCAUCGCAGAACAGCUGGAGACGUCCAGAAGAGGUUUUAUGACCUACGGAGGGAAAUUCGGACGAAGAUGGCGGCUCUGAGGAGUGCCAGGGUGAUGACAGAGGGGGAGCUGCCCCCCCGGUCUCCAUUGACAGAGGAGGAGCAGUGCAUCCUGACAACACUGGACGAUGUCACCAUGCAGACCAUCGUAGGGGUGGACACUGCAGAGCCACAUCUAACAGCAUGGAGGGAGCAGCCACCCAGGACCCCAUUCACCCAGGUGGAGCCGCGUGUGUUGCAGGGGCUAAUCGGGAUAGACACUGCAGACCCACACCUCCUCACAGCCAGUCGAACAGCACAGGUGUUGAGCUGUGAGGUGCUGCCAGUGAAGGAGGAACAGACAGCAUCACUGUCUCCAGUACCCUCUCCUGCCCAUACUCCCUUACCAGCCCCCAGCCCUCCACACACUCACAGAGACACAUCACUGAUACAGAACUGUCCCAAAGCGGAGGCAUUACACUCCCCCUCCACCAGCCCCUCCCCUCCCCCUUCACCCGCAAGACCAGCCUGCCCCCCAGGGCAGCUAGCAGCAAACCCCUCGGAGCUCCUGGUCCAGGUUAUAGAGGCACAAUCAUUGUUGAUCAAACCCCUUAGUCAAGUCACGAAGCGGGGGAAGCCGAGACAAAGGGCUCCCAGAUUCAACCAUAAAGAAAACAACCUUCUUGUCAAGGAGGUUGUGAACAAUAAGAAAGAGCUGCUGGGCAAUUUGGUACUGAAACCUUCCCAGAGAAAAAGAAAAUGGGAGCGCAUUGCCCAGAAAGUGUCUGCUCUGGGGUACCAUCGCAGAAGAGCAGCAGACAUCCAGAAGAGGUUUUAUGACUUGCGGCGGGCAGUUCGGACGAAGUUGGCAGCUCUGAGAUGUGCCAGGGUGAUGACAGAGGGGGAGCUGUACCCCCGGUCUCCACUGACAGAGGAGGAGCAGUGCAUCCUGACAACGCUGGACGAUGUCACCAUGCAGGCCAUCGUAGGGAUGGACACUGCAGAGCCACAUCUAACAGCAUCCAGUCAAACAGCACAGGUGUUGAGCUGUGAGGUGCUGCCAGUGAAGGAGGAACAGACAGCAUCACUGUCUCCACCAAUCUCUCCUGCCCAGACUCCCUCCCCAGCCCCCAGACCUCCACACACUCACAGAGACAUGUCACUGAUACAGAACUGUCCCAAAGCGGAGGCAUUACACUCCCCCUCCACCAGCCCCUCCCCUCCCCCUUCACCAGCAAGAGCAUCCUGCCCCCCAGGGCAGCUAGCAGCAGACGCCUCGGAGCUCCUGGUCCAGCUGCUUGCUGCGCAGAGGGAUGGGAAUUCUGGGCAGGCCUGCAUUGUCAGGAUCCUGGCCUCUAUGAAGGAGCAGCAGGCGCAGCAGUUGGGGGUUCUCCAGAGCCUGGCAGAGAAGCAGAGUCACAUGGUGGAACGCCACGAGGCUCUAGAGCAGCGGCUAGGUGAGAUCAGCAGCAGUCUGAACCAGCUCGUUGCUGGCCUGCUCCCCACUCUGCAGGUCCUGAGCUCAGCUGCACAGGGACUACACACUCCUGUCUCCCAGCCCUGUCCCCCUCCUGCUCCUGACUGCUAGCCUUCCUCUCGGCGGCAUGCUCUCUUCAGCUCUGCUACGGGGCAAAGACAGUGAUCAUCUUGGGCUUCUAAAGUUCCUUUCGCGGCAGAAACUGUCCCAGCUGUCAGACUAAAGGGUAGUUCACUCUCUUUUUAUGCCUUUCACUUCCAGAGGCUGGGUUUGAUUCUGGUUUAAUCCCAAUUGACAUUUGUGUAAUCCAGAACAACAUGCAUUCUGCACUAGUGUCAUCCUGUUUGAGGACCAGGCCUGGCUGGCAGGCAGGAUUGAGGAGAGCUGUGAGGGGAAGCUACCGUGGGGCUUGCCUGUGGUAGCCAGUGCCAUUGCCCCUCACCUUUCAGUAACUCUGGACAUUAAUUUGUAAUUUUAUAUUAUAAGCAUUAUGGUUGUGAUAUGUUACUUUUAGUUUCAUGUUGUAGAACUGGAUAAAUACAUGUUCUUGUGCAGUUCUCUUGUCUGGAGUCUUCUACUUCCCACUGGGGUCAUAUUUCCUUUGCGAGGAGGAUAUCGUGGAGGCAGCUGGAUGUCUCACAUAAUUCAUAGUUCACCAUCUUCCUUCUACCUGGAAAACCGCUUAUUCAUUUGAGGUGAAAUUUGGAAUUAAUAUUAUCAAGUACAAGUUAUUGAGAUAUCAGAUUCUGGGGAUAUAAGGAGAUGUCUGUUCAUGCAUGUGUCUGUCUCUGUCACACUUCAAUGUUUUAAUAUAAUCGGGAGAAGCACAAACUUAUUCUAUACCAUUCUGUACAUACAAGUCAUGGUCAUCCAUUGUUUUAUCAUGGCCCAGUUAUAUUGUUGCUGACAAUUCAUUAAAAACUGGGCUCCAGCUGAAGCAUACUGUGAUUUGGCAUUACAAUUCUGGAAUAUUUAUUUUGACCCCUUAUCUCCAAUUAGAUUUGUGACUUAUUUAUUAAUACAUUGUGGUCUUUUUAUUUGCCGGCAGAAUCAAUACAUGCACUGACUCUUUUCUAAAUCAUGGGAAAUUAUGUAAUUCUACACAAAAACCAUUUAUAACCACCAGAUGGCAGCCUAGUUCGCUGGCUAUAGUGCAAGCUGCAUUAUUUGCUGCUGCUGCUGCUUUCAACACCCAAUUCUGUUUGAGAAAGUACCCAUUUCAAGAAGGGCAAAGUAUCAGGACUGUAAGGCAAGCAGAACCCAGCUCAAGGUGGUUAAUAAUUCAGUUGUUUUUCAGAAUGGUGCCUGGAUAUCUCUCAGCAGCUACUCAUUGAGUCUUGCAGAGUGCGGGGAGGAAAUCAAAUGUAUCUUAUGUUGGCGUUUGCAUGGUAGUCUUGAGGCAUCAAGAGUGUUGGAGGAGUGCCCUGUUCACAUAUCAGUAACUCUUCAGUUCUUUUGACAAACAAAUGUAUUAAAAUUAAUGAAAGGUUGGUGGGUUACUUCUGAACAAGCUGUUUAAUUGAUGGCAGUGGUGAACUACCUUAGAAUUUAAAAGUAUACCAAUACAUACUUCCUGUGUUAACGGUUAUUAAUUAGUAGUGUUUAUGUGUAUGUGUAUGUGUGUGUGUGUGUGUGUGUGUGUGUGUGGGGGGGGGGGGGACCUUUAAUUGUGGAAUAAUGCAGAUUUAUAUAUAAGAUUAUGAUCCCCUACUGAUCAGUAGUAAUGCACCAGUGCUGUGCAGAAAACCAGUAUAGUGUGCCUUCUAUUGGUAGAAUACAGUAAGCACAAGAGAGGAGACAGACAAUUUGGUUUUCUUAAAAAAGUGUAACCUAAAACAUGAUAGAUCAUUUAGAUGUAAAUAUAAAAUUAAUAUAAUAUAAUGGAACAGCUUGUAAGUAUGGAGUAACAUGGAUAUAAGUUAGUGGUUAAAUUAAUGUGACAAUGAAAUAGUUUUUACCAGCACACCAGCACCCAAUUGAGAAAGCCAUGGAAUACAGCUGUGCACCAAAACAGAAUCUCAAGAAACAAUCGUUCACUAUACCCCAGAAACUUAAAUCACAUAACCCUGCAAAGUUUAAGCAGUGUACCAAGAAUUAAUUUGGAAAUAAAAAAUAAAAAAUCACAUGACCACAGUAUGGCAGCCCUUAGGUCUCAAUGCGGGGUGUUUUCAAGUUCCCAUAACACUAAACAUGUUACAAAAUUGUUACAAGAGGUGAAAUAGCUCACAGGGAUACUUAAAUAUUGAUAUCCAUCAUUAGUGUAGAUCACUAUGCCGUACACUAUAUGUAUGUGAAAAGGUAUUAACAUAAAUAUACUACCCAGUGUGGACUAUUUCAAGAUACAGACUUUAGCAAGAUUUUAAGAACUGUACUUAAAUGAUUUUCUUCCUAAAAAGGGUGUUUUCUUUAGUCAAACCUGGUGAGGAUUGCCAUUUCAUUUCAACCCAUUCUUUGUAGAUGCUUUACCCUUCACAGCAGUGUAUAGACCUGGAAAAAGUAAGCAUAGUGUUUUCCGUACUAUUUACCACCCACAUUUCAUAAUAUUUGACCCUCCCAAAAAAAGUAUUAAUCUUUAAGCAAAACCAUUUUCACACUGUUGUCUCAAUCAUACUAAAAAUAAAAAUGUUAAAACCGUACGAGUGGUCGGCCAGUGUCUGGUGAUUCAAGCGUCACAUUCUUUUAUUCCACCCCAGAACCAGCCGCUGCAGACAUGCGUGGACAGAGCUGCUUUCAAGAAGUGGCACUUCCAAAGCUCUUCUCCAGUACCAGCUUUGUGCCUCAACAUUUAAGUCAUAUUCUUCCCUGUAACCUUCCUGCGCCCCUGCUAUUUUGUAGAUGUUUUGUUACUGCUGAUUCCUGGUAACUAAACCUCUCCUAUGCUGCAAUUUAAACUGGUUCCAAUUCUUCAUCAGCAC
This is a messenger RNA of Polyodon spathula (Mississippi paddlefish), 8422 nucleotides long. RefSeq lists its product as uncharacterized. Lineage: Eukaryota; Metazoa; Chordata; Actinopteri; Acipenseriformes; Polyodontidae. Gene Ontology annotation, biological process: regulation of transcription by RNA polymerase II. The transcript is spliced from 8 exons. The record is from RefSeq and is a predicted model, not a curated record. Gene Ontology annotation, cellular component: nucleus. Bases 2940 to 5618 code for a protein of 892 amino acids. Gene Ontology annotation, molecular function: DNA-binding transcription factor activity, RNA polymerase II-specific; RNA polymerase II cis-regulatory region sequence-specific DNA binding.